AUGGUAAAGCGUGCAACAUUUGUAAUAUGGGCUGUGUUCUCGGAGUUGGACAUGGGGCAGUGGAGAUCACAUGAUUUCUGGUCCAUUAUGUUCAUGAUGGCCUUGAUGUGGUUUAUAAGGCUUUAUCUACAUUAUUGCGCUCAGUGGCUAUUCCUCCAGGCUAUUUCCAUUCCUGUUUUCAAGUUUAAAUUUUUCCCCCAUACUGUUGAGUUGACCUAUCAGCAUUCUUUAAUGCAUACACGAGAGGAGUUGUUUAUGGUUGUGGUGGGGCCUAUGUCCUUAAAUGUGUCAAUGGUCCUUAUUAUUCUUCUAAGAUGGAGCUGUCAAAUAUUAUUUCGCUCAUUCCCUACUAUCUUGUCAAAGUUUAUCAUUGCUCUGGGUCUCUGGACAGUUCUAGACCCUUUGGCUGUGUUUAUAGUGGAUUCAUUCCUAGGGAGACUUUCUUACAGUGUAGACAAGCCAAUAGCAGAUGCAGCAAAACUCUAUUGGUUCUUCAUUCGGAUAGAGCAGUCUGGCACUCCUGGGAUUCUCAUCACUUUACUGAUAUACACAAUGAUUUUUAUCAUAUCCUUCUCUGUGCUUUACCUUUAUUUGCUGAGGAUACACAAGGAAAGCUGGAUUGUAGAUGUAUUUCAACGCAUUACAUGUGAUGAAGGGGUUUGCCAUGUUCCUUAUGAUCUGGAAAUCUCGAAUCAAGAAUUAAGCCAUAUUGUCAGAAAAGCUGAGCAAUGGCGAGGUAUCAAUGGAGAGCGAAGAAAGGUCACAGUAUAUGACUACAUCUGGAAUAAAGAAACAACUAAAAAACUGUCAACCUCCAAUAUCCAGCAUCUGGAACAUUACAGUUCAAACGGUGAUGAAGACGGCUCAAAAGAUAUAACAACUCAUGUAAUGAUUUAUGCCAUUCAACUAAGAGGCUAUCGAGUCCUACAUCGACAGUUCCUUCGUCUACCAGAUGGCGCCAUUGUUGAGAUAUUUGGAGAGUUCGGUGGUAUAAGCCUGUUACCUAGUGAAGUAAACAAUACUGUCGAGGAUCAUGUCAAACAAAUCUAUUCUCCAAUGUGUGACACAGUGGAUGUAAGAGAGAGGAAACAAAGUACAGCGGACAACUGAGCUAAAGUUCUGGAUUAAGCACAAAAAUAUUCCAAACCAAGAGUGGAAGUGUUUCUAAGCAGUUUUGCAAGACAAGCAGAAGAAGAAUGACAUUGUGUUGGGAAUUGUAAAGGAAAUAUAAUUAAACAAGUUUGCUCUACAAGAACAUCUAGAGCUGCAUCUUUAAACAAUUACAACGCCUUGCAAAAAAAUGCACUCUAAAAGUCAUCUUCUUAAUGAUUGUUGUAUUUUAUUUUUAGUUUACCAUUCAUAUGCAUCAUUAAGAAAGGAACAACCAGGAUCAUAAUGUUCAAAACAACUGGAUACGCUCAGAUGAGAUCUACAUAGGAAUAAAUCACCAAGAUGCGAGGAAGGCAACUUCAGGUCUUCUUGUAACACCUGCUGGAAAAGAAGCAGAGCCAGACUGUAAAAAUGUGCAUAGUUCUCUGCUAACAGCCUCAGUGGCUAAAUAAUGACAGAGGAGCACCUGGUUACCCAGGUUUUACUGACAUGAAUCUUUGGAGAAGCCACUAUCCUGAACUCCGUAGUAUCCUGAAAGAAUAAAAUUCAGAAACAUAAUAAAGAAGCUAAGAAGGCUUUACUGUCGUAUGGGUAAUAACUUCAAUGUCUUAUAACUGGCUCCUUUUGUAUGUAUUUACUGUAUUUAAAAAUUAAAGGAGUAUUCCAGACAAAUACAUCUUAUCCCCUAUCCAAAAGCAUAGGGGAUAAGAUGUCUAAUCGCGGGAGCCCUACCGCUGGGACCCCUCCUCCCGUGAUCUCCGUGAAGUACCCUCAUUCUGUGCAGGACUGCGUCUCCAGUCUCUGAAACCUAUAUGUUUCCAGGACUGGAGAUGUGACAGCAUGCCACGCCACCUC
Molecule: messenger RNA, 1965 nt
Organism: Hyla sarda
Lineage: Eukaryota; Metazoa; Chordata; Amphibia; Anura; Hylidae
Exons: 7
Coding region: 1-1110 (369 amino acids)
Cellular component (GO): perinuclear region of cytoplasm
Source: RefSeq, a predicted model, not a curated record